AUGCCCAUGGCUUUCUUUGAUAUGCUCAAUGAGCGGGCAAAGUCGACGCUGCUCUGCAUUGGGUUGGACCCCCGCGCAAAGACAGCAGCGGAAGCUGCAGAGGAGUGCAUGCGUCUGAUUGACGCUACAGCGGAAUACGCCGCCGCAUACAAACCAAACGCCGCUUUUUUUGAGUUUUUUGGUGGGGAGGGUUGGAAAGCACUGCAACAGGUGAUUGCUCACGUUCCUGCCAACAUUCCCGUUAUUCUGGAUGCUAAGCGUGGCGACAUUGCUGAUACUGCAGAGGCUUACGCCAAGUCUGCCUUUGAGCAUCUCAAAGCUCAUGCAAUUACGACGUCCCCGUACAUGGGUGGCGACUCCCUCUCGCCGUUCCUGCAGUACGCAUCGAAGGGUGUGUUUGUCCUCUGCAAGACCUCCAAUAAGGGCUCCAAUGAAAUUCAGUGCCUCCGCGUGAACGGCCGCCACCUGUACGAGUUGGUCGCAGAGCACGCAGAGACAGUGUGGAACUACAACAAGAACGUUGGUCUUGUUGUGGGCGCCACAGAUCCGAUUGCUCUCAGCCGCGUGCGAGUGCGUGCCCCGACGCUGUGGUUUCUUGUCCCUGGCAUUGGUGCUCAGGGCGGUGAUCUCAAGGCAGCUCUGAACGCUGGCCUCCGUGCCGAUGGCAGCGGUUUGUUGAUCAACGUCUCACGUGCUGUGGCACGUGCGAAGGAUCCCCGCGCGGCGGCCAAGAAGCUUUGUGAAGACAUCAAUCUUGUUCGCUUUGGCAGGCUUGCUCCACCGAUCUGGCUGCGGCGCUU
Molecule: messenger RNA, 800 nt
Organism: Trypanosoma cruzi
Lineage: Eukaryota; Euglenozoa; Kinetoplastea; Trypanosomatida; Trypanosomatidae
Product: orotidine-5-phosphate decarboxylase/orotate phosphoribosyltransferase, putative
Exons: 1
Biological process (GO): pyrimidine nucleotide biosynthetic process; 'de novo' pyrimidine nucleobase biosynthetic process
Molecular function (GO): orotidine-5'-phosphate decarboxylase activity
Source: RefSeq, a predicted model, not a curated record